Messenger RNA from Cladophialophora psammophila CBS 110553, 1740 nucleotides. RefSeq lists its product as uncharacterized. NCBI's taxonomy places the organism in Eukaryota, Fungi, Ascomycota, Eurotiomycetes, Chaetothyriales, Herpotrichiellaceae. The record is from RefSeq and is a predicted model, not a curated record. The transcript has 3 exons. Bases 1 to 1740 code for a protein of 579 amino acids.
AUGGCAUCUCUCCUCCAGCUUGCUCUUGCUGUGCUUUUGGUAGCAUGCACUGUCCCCGGUGCACAAGCCCAAGGUCAAGUGUCAAUAGCGACGAACAGGACAGGGCCAUUGUCGCAAUACAAAUCCAGACCCGACAUUUUUGCACCUUUCCUGAACAUUUCUCUUUUCGACGAAGGUGCUGUGACUCCUGGGUAUAUCUUCCUGGGUCCGUACCAGACAUUUCAAGAGGCGAUCUACAUUUAUGACAACAGAGGGAACUUGGUUUAUUCGGGAUAUGGCUCGACCGGUGGUGGCCCUAGUCACAAUUUCCACCUUUGCUCAAUCAAUGGGACGGACAAUCUCUGCUACAUAACCGGUGGUCAGAAUGUUGGAUAUGUGCGAGGCUACGCUGUGGUCCUGGACGACACUUUCACAGCCAAAACUUCGAUCCAUUCACAGGGAGGCGUGGCCAAUUUUGACGAGCAUGAAUUCAAUGUGCUGCCCGACGGCUCUUCUCUGUUUACCCUCUACAAUCCCGAGCACUAUGACCUAUCCGCUUAUGAUAUCACGUCGGGCCAGGGCUGGAUCAUGAACAAUUUCUUUCAGCGUAUCGAAAUUGGGACCAAUCGAUUGCUCUUUGAGUGGUCUGCCUUGGACCAUGUCCUGCCCAACGAGACUUUUGUGAUGCCAGAUACAACCGAGGUAUCGGGAGACGGAUUUGGGCCGACAAGCCCCUGGGACUAUUUCCACAUUAACAGCGUGGAUCAGAACGCAGAUGGAGACUACCUGGUGUCUGCACGCCACACUUGUACCAUAUACAAGGUGUCCGGACAAGAUGGCCACAUCAUUUGGCGACUGGGGGGUAUAGCCUCCGAUUUCAGCUUCCCAACGGGCCUGAAUUUUAGUUUCCAGCAUGAUGCGAGGUUCCGCGAAGAGAACGAGACCGCCACUGUAAUCUCCUUGUUCGACAAUGCGUCAAAUGGAUACAAUCAAACCUCCCGCUAUUCUUCAGGCGUUAUUUUGAAGCUCGACCACACGACGAAUUCGGUGACGCUCCUCAAAAGGUUUAUUGCACCAUAUCAAUUCAUCUCCCAGUCGCAGGGUAAUUUGCAAGUCCUUGGACGUGACCAAGACUGGCCGACUUCAAAUGUAUUCAUGGGAUGGGGGAAGAAUGCGUUUAUAUCUGAAUACACGCCCGAUGGGCGCAUGGUCCAGCAAGGACACUUCGCCACGGAAGGAUCAAUGCAUUACCGCGCUUUCAAGUACAAUUUUACCUCCAGUCCCACGGAUGCACCGGCUCUGUACACAUAUGCACACAAUACUAGUGCACCGACCUCGUACUGGAUGAGCUGGAAUGGCGCCACAAAGGUCGCGCAGUGGCGUGUUUACUCGAGUACAUCGCGCGACGGGCCUUGGAAGGUUAUUGGCACUGUCCAUAAGAAAGGGUUUGAAACCAUGUUCACCGCACCCAAGUACUAUCCUUGGAGUAUGGUUGAGAGUCUCGAUAUUAAUGGUAAUCCAUUGAAAAACAACACGAGGCCCAUCAAGACGUUUGUCCCCAGCGCGAAACUCGCUGCGAAGUGCAAUGGCUCGGGAUGUCCGGCUGCUAGCAGUUAUAGCAAUGGAUCGCACAGCUCAAGCCAGCCGGGAAGCUCUUCGCCUACAAGUUCGAGCGCGGGUGCCUCAACACAAAAACGAAGUGGUGUGGAGGGCAAGAUGGGCUAUGCAGCCAUGUUUGGCUUCGGGGCAUUGAUCGCAUAG